This is a messenger RNA of Daldinia decipiens, 830 nucleotides long. RefSeq lists its product as uncharacterized. The coding region runs from base 277 to 705 and encodes 142 amino acids. NCBI's taxonomy places the organism in Eukaryota, Fungi, Ascomycota, Sordariomycetes, Xylariales, Hypoxylaceae. The record is from RefSeq and is a predicted model, not a curated record. The transcript has 4 exons.
GUCCACGCCUAUCUCUGUUGCACAAGGCACAAGGCACAGAGCAACCGGACACGAGGCAGGCUUUUCGAGCAAGCCUUUUGCUGCCUGUAAAUUAGCCGGGCACUUAGGUCGUGGGAAGAUGUCAUGAUAAUCCACUAGCGACGCUGUGCAUCUCUCGCGCAUGGUUACUUAAGACCUUCGUUAAGCCGUGCCGCAUACCACUCGUAGUAUUUGCGUAGCUUCAGCUUACUUUCGCUAUAAAUCUAAUCCGCUUCAUCGGCGACCAUCAUAUCCAAAAUGAAGGCUGUUUACGCUGCGUUGGCCUUGGCCGCGUCGGUCAUGGCAGGCAAGGACCACGAGACCGUUGUCACCGCCACCACCUACGAGACAACUACUGUCUGCCCGAUCACUAACACAAUCACCUACGGAGGAUCGACCUACGAGGAGACUACCUACACCACCUCAACCGUAGUUGUUACCUCCUGCGCGGGAGGUAGCUGCGGAGGCGAGGCUACCGUGACUGCUCCUGAUACCACCGUUGGCACCACCACUGCCGUCGAGGUCACUUACACGACCACGUGCCCUGUCACAGAGACAUCCACACCACCGUCUCCGAGGGUAACACUAUCUACGUUACCGAGACCGGUACUGAAACGCUCUACACCACUAAGGAGUACACCGUCACGCAGACACUCCCUGUCACCAAGACCAAGGAGAUUGAUGUGACAGUUACCUCCGAGGCUACUGCGGGCGAGACCGUCACGGCCAGCCCGACCGUCUGGAUUACUUACAGCGAUACCACCGUCGUCACUAAGUCCAAGUCCGCCACGAUUGUGCCUUACCCUACCACA